This is a messenger RNA of Penicillium brevicompactum, 3894 nucleotides long. RefSeq lists its product as uncharacterized. Bases 1 to 3894 code for a protein of 1297 amino acids. The record is from RefSeq and is a predicted model, not a curated record. Lineage: Eukaryota; Fungi; Ascomycota; Eurotiomycetes; Eurotiales; Aspergillaceae. Gene Ontology annotation, molecular function: protein binding. Gene Ontology annotation, cellular component: transcription repressor complex; nucleus. The transcript has 4 exons. Gene Ontology annotation, biological process: negative regulation of transcription by RNA polymerase II.
AUGGAUCCACUUUCGGGUGCAGCAAGUGUUAUCGCAGUUAUCCAAUUAACCGGAGUUAUCUUACAAAUAUGUGGAAAAUAUCUCAAUAACGUCAAGAGCGCGAAGCAGGAUAUUCAGCGUUUCCAAGAGAAGGUCGCUGCCCUUUCCCAAGUCCUUCACUCUCUCGAUGAGCUGAUCCGUGGAUCUGAUGGCAACAAACUUACUGCUACGCAAGACCUGGUCGACAAUAUUGCCAAAUGCUCCUCAGCACUUACAAAUUUGAAAGAGAGAAUCAAUCCGGAAACGACGCAGAAACAGAUGAGGAAAUGGGGCCUUCGAGCCUUAAAAUGGCCACUGGCUCGGUCCGAGGAGAUCUACCAGUUUGAUCCAUGCAGACUACAGACCGCAAAACAAGCAGCAUUCGACUCCUACGACAAUCAACAUAGUGAAUGUCUCCCGGGGACCCGGAUUGAUCUGCUUCGAGAAAUCGAAGAGUGGGCAAAAUCGCCACACGGAAAAUGCAUAUUUUGGUUGAACGGCAUGGCAGGGACAGGGAAAUCAACAAUCUCCCAAACAGUUGCAAGCCGUCUUCAGGAGCAGCAGCUUCUAGGGGCCAGCUUCUUCUUUCGGAGAGGCGAAGAGGACAGAGGGACAGCAAAAAGGCUUUUCCCAACAUUGACCGAGCAAAUGGUCAACAGAGUACCUCAAAUGCUGCCUCGAGUUCAAAAAGCAAUUGACGAUGACCCUAAUAUUUCGGAAAAGGUGUUGAGAGAACAAUUUGAACGGCUUCUACUGGAUCCACUAUGUGGAAUUGAACAGCAAGAAGAGACCACAAGAAGAGUGAUCGUGAUUGAUGCUCUAGAUGAAUGCGAUUCAGAAGACGAUAUAAGGAUUAUUCUCCGACUCUUGCCACGAGUUCAAAAGUCAACUUCUGUACAACUACGGUUUUUAUUGACAAGCAGACCCGAGUUGCCGAUCAGGCUGGGCUUCGAAGGGAUCACCGAUGCCCACCAGGAUUUGGUCCUCCAUGAGAUCGAAAAGCCAGUGAUAGAGCAUGACAUAUCCUUGUAUUUUGAGGAUCAGUUCCUACGCCUAAAACAGAAGCGCUCAUUUCCACCAGACUGGCCCGGAGCCGCAGCUACCAAGAUAUUGGUUGAUAGGGCCGUCCCUCUGUUCAUUGCAGCUGCUACCAUAUGUCGUUUUAUCGGUGAUGUAAAAUGGAACCCUCAAAAGCGACUUGAGGCAAUAUUGACAGACCAAUCAACCUAUGUGUCUAAGAUGGACAGCACCUAUGUUCCCGUGCUGAAGCAACUUCUCACUGGCCAAAAUGAAACAGAGUCACGGGAAUUGCUCGAAGAGUUCAAGGAGAUAGUCGGGAUGAUCAUUAUUCUUGCCACUCCGCUCUCGAUCAACUCCCUUAGCCACCUAAUAGACAGAGACUCGGAUGAUGUGAAAUGUCGAUUAGACCAGCUCCACUCUGUGCUCGGUGUACCAAACAAUUUCGACUCACCAGUCAGGAUCCUCCAUCUGUCAUUCCGAGAUUUUCUCUUGGAUCACCGCGAAGACGAAAGCAAAUUCUGGAUCGAUGAAAAGUAUGCAAACCAGCGUCUUGCAGAACGAUGCCCAUUACAUACCCCCGAACUGAAAUACGCCUGUCGAUACUGGGCGCAUCAUCUGGUACAAUGCACGGACUUGCCUAGCAUGAUGCACAAUGUUUAUCGAUUUCUCCAGGUGCACUUUUUGCACUGGGUGGAAGCAAUGAGCCUACUGCGCCUUACGUCAGCAGUAUUAGGUAUUCUUGAUCUACUCCAAACGGCCAUAUCGGGUAACGACUCUUCUCUGAUUUCUGAUUUCGUUCACGAUGCAAAGCGCUUUAUUCUGAAAAAUCGCCAGAUAGUUGAUCUGGCCCCCCUUCAAGUUUAUUGCGCAGGACUUGUAUUUGCCCCCCGAACGGGAAUAAUACGUAGAGAGUUCAAACGGUCGCUUCCCACUUGGAUAUGUCAGUUACCACAAGUUGAGGAAGGAUGGAGCACACUCACCCAGACCCUCGAAGGCCAUUCAGAAGCGGUUCAUUCAGUGGCCUUCUCGCCCGACGGCCGCCUGCUAGCGUCCGGCUCUAGGGAUAAGACAUUGCGGCUCUGGGACUCAGCGACGGGCGCGCUCACCCAGACCCUCAAAGGCCAUUCAGAAGCGGUUAGAUCAGUGGCCUUCUCGCCCGACGGCCGCCUGCUAGCGUCCGGCUCUUGGGAUAAGACAGUGCGGCUCUGGGACCCAGCGACGGGCGCGCUCACCCAGACCCUCGAAGGCCAUUCAGAUGCGGUUAAUUCAGUAGCCUUCUCGCCCGACGGCCGCCUACUAGCAUCCAGCUCUAGAGAUAAGACAGUGCGGCUCUGGGACCCAGCGACGGGCGCGCUCACCCAGACCCUCGAAGGCCAUUCAAAUGCGGCUGGAUCAGUGGCCUUCUCGCCCGACAGCCGCCUGUUAGCGUCCGGCUCUUGGGAUAAGACAGUGCGGCUCUGGGACCCAGCGACGGGCGCGCUCGCCCAGACCCUCGAAGGCCAUUCAGAAGUGGUUGGAUCAGUGGCCUUCUCGCCCGACGGCCGCCUGUUAGCGUCCGGCUCUGGGGAUAAGACAGUGCGGCUCUGGGACCCAGCGACGGGCGUGCUCACCCAGACCCUCGAAGGCCAUUCAGAUGCGGUUGAUUCAGUAGCCUUCUCGCCCGACAGCCGCCUACUAGCAUCCGGCUCGAGGGAUAACACAGUGCGGCUCUGGGACCCAGCGACGGGCGCGCUAACCCAGACCCUCGAAGGCCAUUCAGAUGCGGUUAAUUCAGUGGCCUUCUCGCCCGACAGCCGCCUACUAGCAUCCGGCUCUAGGGAUAAGACAGUGCGGCUCUGGGACCCAGCGACGGGCGCGCUAACCCAGACCCUCGAAGGCCAUUCAGAUGCGGUUAGAUCAGUGGCCUUCUCGCCCGACGGCCGUCUAUUAGCGUCCAGCUCUUGGGAUAAGACAGUGCGGCUCUGGGACCCAGCGACGGGCACGCUCACCCAGACCCUCGAAGGCCAUUCAGAAAGGGUUUUUUCAGUGACCUUCUCGCCCGACGGCUGCCUGUUAGCGUCCGGCUCUUGGGAUAACACAGUGCGGCUCUGGGACCCAGCGACAGGCGCGCUCACCCAGACCCUCGAAGGCCAUUCAGAUGCGGUUAAUUCAGUGGCCUUCUCGCCCGACAGCCGCCUACUAGCGUCCGGCUCUUGGGAUAAGACAGUGCGGCUCUGGGACCCAGCGACGGACGCGCCCACCCAGACCCUCGAAGGCCAUUCAGAAGCGGUUAGAUCAGUGGUCUUCUCGCCCGACGGCCGUCUACUAGCGUCCGGCUCUUGGGAUAAGACAGUGCGGCUCUGGGACCCAGCGACGGGCGCGCUCGCCCAGACCCUCGAAGGCCAUUCAGAAGUGGUUGGAUCAGUGGCCUUCUCGCCCGACGGCCGCCUGCUAGCGUCCGGCUCUAAGGAUAAGACAGUGCGGCUCUGGGACCCAGCGACGGGUGCGCUCACCCAGACCCUCCAAGGCCAUUCAGAUGUGGUUGAUUCAGUGGCCUUCUCGCCCGACGGCCGCCUGCUAGUUUCCGGCUCUUAUGAUAAGACAGUGCGGCUCUGGGACCCAGCGACGGGCGCACUCACCCAGACCCUCGAAGGCCAUUCAGGCGGGGUUGAUUCAGUGGCCUUCUCCUCUACGACCCAUCUAUCUCACGCGACUCCAACCAUCUCUAUUGAGCACCGCCAGUGGAUAGCAUUGAAUGGCAAAAGGGUUCUGUGGCUUCCUAUCGAGUCUCGACCUAGUAGGUUCAAGAUAAACGGUAAUGUACUCGCCCUAGGACAUGCAUCAGGGCGGGUUUCCUUUAUUGGAUUUAGUAUGUAA